GCGAAAAUGAAAGAAAAAUAAAAACAAAAACCAAUGCAUUCAUUCAUAAGCAACAGCAAAGUGGUCGCGACGAGUGUCAAAGAAGAAGCAUAAAAGAAAGGGCGAGAGAAGAAGCAGAAUACAAAGCCAAACACCCAAACAAACAAACGCAGCGUUUAUUUUUUCGCAUUCGUUUAAUAUUUUUUUUAAGACUGUGGGAAAGAUGCUCUAGAAAACAUGGAAUCAAUUGUUUUACAUGCAGAUGUAGCACGUCUGGUUCUUGGCUAUUUGGUUAAACAAAACCUGCGACGAGCGGCUUACAGUUUAUGCCGAUCAUCGCCACACUUGAAACAAGAGUUCUUAGCGCUCAAGCAGGGAUUGCAGUCGCACAAUUUCCUUAAUGAUGGUCUGGACGACAUCAUACGCGAACAUGUUAAGAUAACAGGCUUGGUGGCAAAUGCCUUGCAAAAGCUACCGCUAGACAAACGCCAACAGCUGCAGAAUCUAAAGCUAUCCGAGAGACUUGCUGAACUAAUGAGACUGCAAGUGGAAAUACAUCUCAAAAACACAUCGAUAAAACAAAAUCAUCAGGCUAGAGUGGAUGUAGAGACAGAGACAGAAGGCCCUACGCGUAAAAGGAAGCACAUACGUACCCAACACUCGACACCUUCGCCUCCUGGUUUAUGUAAACGUCCGCGUCUGUUGCCUCCCCAUUUCUAUUCUCAUAUUGGCAAUCUCAGUAUUGAAGACGAUGACCCAUUUUGGGAGGAUGUUGACGAUGACGAUGACGAUGACGAAGAUGAAGAUGAAGAGUGGCAUGAAGAAGAGAGCCGCAGCUCGGCUAAUAGCGAGGAGCCACCGGAGCAAGAGGAUCACCAACAGCAGAAAACUGUGGCCGCACAAAAAACACUAAUAACGCCCCAGACUAUGCCAGAGCUUACGCAGGCCAUAAUGACCAAUCAGGAUUUCCAGGAGAAGCUGCUGACAAACAUUAACAUGGCCCUACAGACAGUCACGGUUAAUGCUCCAACUGUUAGCUCAGAGGCGGUAUUAGAUGGUCUUGUAAAGAAUAUACUUGAGGCUACAGAAAAGGAUCCAUCGUUUGAUCGGAUUAUUCAGGAGGUGGUUUCGUCUGGAGAUCAACAAGUGGAAUCGAGCGAAACGGAGAAAGACAAGGUUGAUGCUGACGUCGACCCAGCUCCUCCUCAAACUCCAUUAAUCAUACGUACAGCAGUGGCAGCUGCUACGGCGUCGGCGUCGGUUCCCGCAACCGCCGAUCCCAAUUUUUCUAUAUCCAAACUGAUUGUGAUGAACUCAAACGACAGUGCCCAAAAGUGCGCCGCCAAUGUGAGCUUUGGCAGUGAAAAUCUCAACUUAAACUUCGGUGAUCCCAGCCAAAGCCUAAUAGCUUCGGAUACAGAGGUGGGGCAAGUGUGUGUCGAUGCCACAACAGGCCAGUUAACAUUACCCAUGUACCUUUCGAAUGGUGGACUGCUUUCACAUUUUCCAUUUUUGGUCAAUAAUGAAUGGGUGGCACAACAACUUGGUCCGGAUGCCUUCGCCAAUGUAGAUGGCUCUCACAUUGAGAUUUCUCUGCCUGAGCCCAUUACACUGACGGCUGAUCAAUUGCCUCCGAACUCAAUUAUCAUUAAUUCGACACAAAAGCAAUCGCCACCACACCCGAUAUCGGUGGAACCGCCAGAACUACUCAUCCAGGAUAACAACCACGAGUUGCAGGAGGGAGCUGGAGAAGCGGAGGAGCGAUUGCAUUCAGCGGGUAAGGUUCCGCCUGCUUCGCUGGACUCAUCCCGAUUAGUUUUAGAACGAGUUACACCCUCAGCGGCGGGUAUUGUCAACGUGAAAGCAUAUAGAAGCCUCUCUACACCACGGAAACGUACCUCGCAUGUAAGAACAUUAAAUUUCUCACCAAAAGUUGUCCCUUCCGGGCAGCUGCUCCAUAUUCAUAACCCUCCCCAUCAUCAGACGCCGCUUUCCACUCGCCGGCAAACAACUGUGACUGCGACUAAAGAGGUUAAGACCAUUGAAGCUACUGUGGAAAUCGUGCAAGUGGACGCCGCAUGUACGAAUUCCUCAGAUCAAAGUGGAAAUGAAAGUCAUAGCAGUGUUCCACCUCUCUUUGUCAUGGAGGAGAGCAGCAAUCAGACGGUGAUUAAAGCUCCGCCCAAAGCCAAGGCGCCUGGUCCAAUUGCUGCAAUUGCUCCAACUGCAGCGACACCGAAACGUAAGCAGAAACGUCAAGCUGCUAUUAAGGCCUGCAAGCGAAUCAUCUCUCAGACAGCUAUUCAGCCCGAAGAUCCCGCUGGCGCUGCUGCUGCUGGCAAGGUGCUAGAGCCAGUGACAAAGUCCAAAGAAGUUACUGGAUCUCCCCAUAACGACAGUGCCGAGGCCAGCAAGGAGAAUCAGAUGGGUCAGAUGAAAAGCAAUACUGAUGACAAUUCUCAACAGGAUGAAGGGAAUGCUAAAGAUCUCUUGGCUGCUUGGCAAAAACAAAUGCAGGGUUCCAGCUCAGAUCUGGAGAAACGUUUACGUGAGAUUAAUGCCAAGCGUCUGGACAAUUUAAGGGGUCAGCCCAGUCAACGACGCCAGCGGCGUAAAGCUGGCGCUACCCCUGCAGCUGCCAAAAGGAAGAACACACCCAAAGCGCUGGCAAAGAAGAAGAAGCUCAUCCGCAGUAACGAAACAGUUGGAGAAUUUAAUAUCAAAAUUACUACGCCACAAAAACUAAAGAUGAAAAAGAAGAAUCCGCUGGCCGUGCUAAAAGAGGAUGAAGUGCUGCAGUUGCCGCUGCCGUCGCAAGAAUCAAAGCAGCUGCCACCGCCCCAAUCAGUUCCACCAUCAAUUGUUCCGGGCAGUCAUCCUGCAGAGAUGGUGCCAACCAGUAUGGCUGUGCUAUUAGAGACACCUUUUAAGGAGCCAUCUGGCUUGUUACCCGUCGGCGGGGGAACAACAACGAUCAUACCACCCACUCCUGGGACGGCUUUGUUACCAUUGGACACACCUUAUGGCAAACAUCUGGCAACCACUUCAUUCCUAUUUGGAUCUGAUACCAAGAGUAUCAUAGAUACUCCUCAACUGAGCGCCAUUACGCCAGGAUUCCGAUGCACUCCGUUUGGCCACACACCUGGAACACCGGUGGGCAGCGCUGCCAAAACAGAGUAUUCCUCGGGUAGUUCCUAUUAUCGACCAGAUGAGGCCGAGCACACGGACACCAAUGCGCAGUGCGCCAUUCAGCAACGGGACAUAGCGGAAGAGGUGCAGCACCAGCCACAGGACCGCGAUCACGAGGAAGAGGAGGAGCCAGUGGCGAGCACUAUCCCACCCACUGUUAGUCUCAUGGAUGGACUGUGCACCGAGCGUUUGGCCGUGGAGCCAACUGUGCUCAGGCGUGUUCGAUCCUUUGGUUGUGAGGCAGUGGACAGUGCGGAAGCAGCUGCAGCCAUGCCCGAACACAACAUGGAGAUGGUAGCAGCUCCACACUACAAAUUGGUGGCCGGUUUGCCCGAUGCUAUCGUCGAGGAAGAGGGAUGCUCAUCUAGUUCAAGUUCAUCCACAGCUACCAGUUCGUCCUCAUCAUCCUCCUCGAGUAAUUCCACAAGCUCCAGUUCAUCCAGUUCCAGUUCAUCAUCGUCAGCCGCAAGUGGAAAAUCUGCCGAAAUCAACCGAGAUGGCGCAAAGGAUCCAGAAGAGGAUGAAACAUCAGGCAAUGUUGCCCAAACGACUUGCCGUCUCAUGGACAUUGACAAUCUGUCGGAAAUUAGUAGCACUGAAGACGAGGAGUGGUGCAAGGCUUCUUUAGGUGACCCGAGCGUAAGCCAGCCCCUAGCCGUUGACAGCCAGCCCGCUCAGUUGCUUAGUCAGGAUGGCGAAGUUCGGUAUCCCAUACGCAAUUGGCUAACACCCAGCAAGGAGCCCACUACAGCUCCAGUUAAUAUCAGUGGCGAGACGCUUGUUUCGCCGCCACCACCACUGCCGGUGUCAUCUUUACCUGCACCACUACCGCAACUGCCCCCACCACCACCACCAAUGUCUGCUCCGAAAACUUUGCCCAUUGCUGAACAGCCAGCCGCCAAUGUGGUCAAUCAACGUAUGCAAGAGCUGGCUGAGAAACGGGAACGGGUUAAGGCCAAGGUCAAACAGAAAGAGGAGACACAGACACGAGCGCCAGCCAAAAAGAACCAGAAGAAACUAACGGUCAUGCGAGAAUCAGCCAAAUUGGCAAAUCCUCAGGCUCAGGCCAAAAAUAAGUCCCCCAAAAAGAGUGCAUCCGACAGGCUCUCACCUCCGCCAGUGCAUCCAAUUCCGACCUCAACUGAUGCACAGCCUCCUGCCAGCAAAUUGGAUCCCGCACUGCUUAUGGCCUUGAAUCUAUCAGCCAAAAAGCAACCACAAACACAAUUGCCGCCUGUCGCCCCUGCGAAACCAAAAACUAAAAUUGCCCGAGCCGCUGUCGAAAUUGCCGCCCAACCAGCGCCCGGUACCCCAACAGGCCCACGACGACAAGGUCGUCCCAGACGACCAACCAAUGACGAUGCUGCCAAAAUUACCACGCGCCGCUCAUCAAGACUAAUUGAAACCAAGAUGUCUGGUAUUAUCAGUACCGCUGUUGUCGAGGAGGAUCAGCAAUCCACCACAAAAGAGGCAAGCAAACCCACAAAACCCACCAAGAAGCCAGCAAAGAAACGCGCUGAAGCCAGAUCGACGGGAUCAGGAACGGGAGCAACUCUUGCAUCAGCAUCAAUACCAGCACCAGCAUUGGCCAUUCUAGUCGAGGCUCAGACUACUCAACCCUCAUUGGAACCACCCACCAUUGAUCAAAAUCGAUCUGUUGCUGUUCCGUCUCCUGUCGUGCCCGCUGCUGAUGAUGGUUCAAUCAACGAUUUUGAGAUGGAUCUUUGCCUCAGUUCAGAUCGCCAAAUGAAUAAUUUGAUUACGUACGUCUAUGCAGAUGAUGGACCAAGGCCAAGUCAGUCGAAACUCCGCCAGCCAGAAAGCUAUUUCAACAACUAUCAAAUGCGCGUCAUGAUGGAAGACAAUGAGAUGCACACGAUGCGUUUUACAAAUCUCCAAUUGCUUCAUAAGUCUACCGAUAGUGCAAUGGCCGUAGGCGGCGGCCAAUCAAAUAAUAAUAAAAAUAAUAUACGAAAUAUACCCAAGAAGCGCAUACGACGUAUUACAGCCACAAUUAUAAGUACAACUCCUGCUAGCACUACAAAUGGACUGAGUGGAAAAGAGCAACCCACUGCCACAUCCACACCGUUGACAGAGAAAGCACAACAAUCGAAUAGCACCAGCACCACCACCACCACCACCACCACUACCAGUAGCAGCAGCAUCCUUAAUAGUAGUAGUAAUCGUUGUGAUCUGCCAGAUCCAGAUGAGAAUGAUGCAGAAGUGGCUGCCAUCAACAAGGACCCACAAUCGCCGAUUUGUGUGCAUACCAGUGAAGAUGCUAUAGCUAUAGGAGAAGGAAAGGUUAGCAAAAAUCAAGACAAUGAUGAUAAUGUUGAUGUGGAGGAGGAGGAAGAGGAUGUGGGACAUGAUACCACCGAUGCUGGAGUUGAAAUCGAGGAUAUAGAAUCGAUACUAUCCCAUCUACAUGGUACCAGUUCAACCAACUGAAAAGAAGGUCAUUUUUAAGUCGUUGACCAUCAUUCGCUUGUAAAUUACAAUUCGAAAAAUUUAAAAUUUUGUUUAAUAUUAAUUUACAUACUUAUUUAUCACUCUAUUACUAUCUAUCUCUCUCUAUUUCACUUCGGUAUCUGUAAGAUCAGUUUCCAAGAACAACAGAUUGUUGAUUUCUAAUAUACUUUAUUGCUUCUUAAUUUUUUU
Molecule: messenger RNA, 5829 nt
Organism: Drosophila willistoni
Lineage: Eukaryota; Metazoa; Arthropoda; Insecta; Diptera; Drosophilidae
Gene: mxc
Product: mucin-17
Exons: 7
Coding region: 217-5619 (1800 amino acids)
Molecular function (GO): protein binding
Source: RefSeq, a predicted model, not a curated record